Lineus longissimus is the source of this 3462-nucleotide messenger RNA. RefSeq lists its product as uncharacterized. Bases 1 to 3462 code for a protein of 1153 amino acids. Gene Ontology annotation, molecular function: nucleic acid binding. The transcript has a single exon. Gene Ontology annotation, biological process: DNA integration. The record is from RefSeq and is a predicted model, not a curated record. NCBI's taxonomy places the organism in Eukaryota, Metazoa, Nemertea, Pilidiophora, Heteronemertea, Lineidae.
AUGGGCAAGCCUGGUGAGCCGUUUGCCGCGCGUACCAUCCUCGGUUGGUCGAUUUUCGGUCCUAUCAGCGCUAAUAUCAAGAGUCGAGAUGGGGAAAGAGUGCGAGUGAACUUUCUCAAAUACAGUGACAAUCCAGUUGAAACCGCACUAGUUCGCCAGUUUUUAGAGUUAGACAGUCUUGGAAUUUUUGACAAAAAAGGAAUGUCAAUAGAAGAUCGUAAGGCACUGAAGACAUUGGAGGACACAACCAAACGAGUAAAUGGUCGAUACGAGGUUGGGAUGUUGUGGAAAAGUCCAGACCCAUGGUUACCUGACAAUAAAACCAUGGCUGAGUCCAGAUUGGAGUCGUUGAGGAAAAGGCUGUCACGAGACCAUCAACUGCAUGAACAAUACUCUCAGUUCAUGGCCAAGAUGUUAACUAAAGGAUAUGCCAGAAAACUCACAGAAGAUGAAGCAGCCGCCCGAACGAGCAAAACCUGGUAUUUGCCACAUCAUGCUGUCUUUCACCCUAGGAAGCCUGGCAAAGUCCGGGUAGUGUUUGAUGCCGCCGCCAAAUAUCGUGGAGUCAGCUUAAACGAUCAGCUAGUGCAUGGCCCUGACCUCACCAAUAGUUUGCUUGGUGUGUUAGUGAGGUUUAGGGAGCGACCAAUGGCCCUGGUUGGUGACAUUGAGGGCAUGUUCUUACAAGUACAAGUGCCAGAAGAAGAUACAGAGUGUCUCAGGUUCCUAUGGUGGGACAAUGGGGACAUCACCGGCUGUGUAUCAGAGUUCAAGAUGGUGAGAAAGAUAUUUGGUGCCAAGGAUAGUCCAUGUUGCUGCAUCUACGCCUUGAGACGGUCAUCUGAUGACAGUAGUGGUUACAGCGCAGAGGCAGUGAAGGCAGUAAAGGACUCUUUCUACAUAGAUGACUAUUUUGAAAGUGUAGAUACAAUUGGCACAGGAACAGUACGUAUCCAGGAGGUGUCCAGGGUUGCCAAGGAAGGAGGAGGUUUUCACAUGACGGGCUGGCUUAGCAAUAGCAGAGAGGUACUAGCCAGCGUGCCAGAGUGUGAGCGAGCCGUCCCCACACUCGACCUAGAUUUAGACGAUUUUCCACUUUCAAGAGCCCUGGGUGUCAUGUGGGAUGUGCAGGAAGAUGUCUUCAAGUUCACAGUGGUUCCCAAUGACAAACCAGCCACAAAACGUGGUGUGCUUUCAACCAUAAGCUCACUGUUCGAUCCUGUUGGGUUCGUAUGCCCAGUGGUCCUAAAGGCAAAGAACAUAUUGCAGCGUCUAUGGGGACAGAAACUCGAUUGGGAUGACACCCUGCCACCUGAUGAACUAGAUGCCUGGGAAGCAUGGAAAGAGGAACUGCAAUCGCUAUCGGUGAUAAAACUUCCACGUUGCCACCUGUCCUGCCAGUUGGAGGUACAAGAGAUCACGCUUCACUACUUCUCUGAUGCCUCGGGCAGUGGGUACGGAAUUUGUUCGUUUUUGAGAUUUGUCUACAUCUCGGGUGAGGUGCAUUGCUCCUUUGUCACUGGCAGGAGUAGGUGCGCCCCUGUGAAGACGGCAUCGAUCCCUCGACUGGAGCUGCAAGCAGCCUGUCUGGCUGUUAAGGUACACCAAACACUCAAGGAUGAAAUCACCUACGACCUGAACAAGGUGGUGUUUUGGACGGACUCACAGACCGUGUUACAGUAUAUCGCCAAUGAAUCAAAGAGAUUCAAUGUCUAUGUGGCUAACCGUGUUGCUGAAAUUCGAGAGACCACCAGUGUGGAGCAGUGGCGUCAUUGUCCUGGGGAAUACAAUCCAGCGGAUGAUGCAUCUCGUGGGUUAAGUCCUGGAGAUCUCAGCAUGGAACAUCGAUGGUGGCACGGCCCAAGCUUCUUAUGGGAGGCUGAAGAAAACUGGCCCAUGACUGUAGUGCAGCCCUUACCUGACGACAAUGCAGAGCUGAAGAAGAAUGUAACCGUAAACCUGACCACCAAGCCAGAUGGAGAGAAGCCGAGUGGUGUUGAGAAAAUGAUCGCAGAUAGCAAGUCAUGGUCGGAACUGGUAGACAAGACAGCCUGGUUGACCAGCAUGGGAAAGAUCGCCCUCGUCCCUGAACGUCUCACAGAGGAGGAACGGGAGACUGCAGUCAUGUGGUUGGUCAAGAUUGCACAGGAGGUAUGUUUUGGCCCGGAGAUCGUUCUGUUGAAGAAGGGGAAAAACGUCCCCACUGGAAGCAAGAUAGCGGAUUUGCGACCAAUAUUGACGGAUGGUGUCCUCAGAGUUGGGGGAAGGCUUGAGAAUGCUCCCACGCUAUCAGCAGAUGAGAAACAUCCCGUCAUUCUACCCAGUGGUCAUGACGUGAGCUGGUUGAUCAUGAGAGAGACACAUAAGAAAGCCGCCCAUGCUGGGAGAGAGCAGACUUUAGCCAUCAGCAGACACCGAUUUUGGAUAUUGGGUGGACGACGUCUAGCCAAGAAGACAGUCAGAGAGUGUUUUGAGUGUAGAAAACAGAAUGCACAGCCGAUGCAACAAGUCAUGGCGCCUCUGCCUGCAUGCAGACUGACACCAUACAAGCCAAGCUUCACCUACACAGGAGUUGAUCUGUGGGGACCCAUAGAAGUGAAACGGGGCCGCAGCGUGGUGAAACGUUGGGGGUGUCUCUUUACGUGCUUAACCACAAGAGCUGUCUUUCUGGAGGUGGUGCCAUCUCUAAGCACGGACGACUUCAUCUUGGUCCUGAGGAUCUUCAUCAGCAGAAGAGGGCCCCCUGCAUCCAUAUUUUGUGACUGUGGAAGUAAUUUCAUAGGUUGUGAGCGGCUACUUCGAGAAGCUCUGCAGGAAUGGAAUAAACAGGCGAUAGAAGAUGAGAUGCGACAGAAGGGAAUAGUGUGGUCGUUUCAGCCUCCCACAGCGUCACACAUGUCGGGAGUUUGGGAACGUUUAGUAAAAAUCGCCAAAGGACAUCUGAGGACCCUGUCAGCGAAUUGCCAACUCACUGACUGUGGUUUACGAGCAUUGUUAGCCGAAGCGGAAGCUGUCAUGAAUGGGCGCCCCCUGUGUCCCGCGUCAAGUGACCCUGAAGACAUGGAAGUCUUAACGCCAAAUCACUUCUUGCUGCACAGGAAGGUGGAAGGACUGCCUCCCGGUGUGUUUGUUAAGGAGGAUUCCCUUUUGAGACAUGAGUGGAAAAAAGUUCAGUACUUGCUCAAUCUCUUCUGGGAGCGCUGGAUAAGCGAGUACAUUCCAAGCCUGCAGCGACUGGAGAAGUGGAGAUCAGUACGUCAGAACCUGAAGGUCGGAAACAUGGUUUUGAUAGCGGAUGAGUCUGUGAAACGAGGACAGUGGCCGAUCGGUAAAGUUACGAGGAUCGUGGAAAGCGUUGAUGGAAUGGUCAGAUCUGCCUAUGUUCAGACCGAAACCUCUGAGCUGCAUCGUCCCAUUGCCAAACUCUGCUUUCUUGAGGCAGCAGAGAAGUCAGACAAUUAG